AACCCACUUUCGAAAUCCGACGAACAAGACACACAAACAGUGCUCCCAAUUCAAGUGAAGUAAAGAGGAAUUCAAGAAUUUAUCAACUUAAAGGCACAGAAAAAUAGAGAAAAUAAUUAAUUAUAAUUGUUAUCCAAAUUACCUGUGAACUCAAUAUGGCUCAGAUGACCGAGAAGAGGACGACGUCGGCCCGAUCGGGAACUGCCGCCAAGGAGAACCACAGUUUGACGGGACGGAACAACAACCAGGCCCACCAGCGCAGCGGCAAGGGCAUCGAGAUCCUCGACUUCCACGAGUCCUGGCUGGAGGAGGUGGAGAUUUACAAGGACAAGAUGGUCAUGUGCAAGAAGCUGGCCCACCACAACCACGUGCCCGCCUCGGCGCACCACCUGCAGCCGCACCUGGCCGCCCCGAAUCGAAAUCAGGGCAGGAUCAUCCAGUCCGGCGCUCCGCAGCAUCGCAGCUCGGCUGGUGGAGGAUCGACUUCCGGUGCCGGCGCAUCGGCCGCUUCCGUUUCCGCCUCCGCACGCUCCUCGCCGCCCAAACAGAGGUCACCGCCAUCGCCGCGAAAACGCCUGACGCCGGAAAAGGUGGCCGCCCUAGGCGGAGGGGGAGGAGCCUCCAAGGUCGCCGGGCAACGCAUUGUCAUCCGGGGAUCCCCGCCCAACAACUCCCCGCCCAAGGUCGCCUCGAUGGCCUCAGGUGCCUCGCCCAUCGUGGCCAACAGCGUGCUCCAAUCGGAGCCCUACAAGAAAGUCCAGAUGCUUUUGAAGCGCGCAAGGGAGGAGGCGUUCGUGAAGAACUCGGGAGCCGCCCACGGCAACGGACCCAAGCGCUCCAGCCUCAGUCCGCCCAGCCAGGCCAAGGUGGCCCCGACGAGCCUGUCCUGCCCGAGCACCCAGACGCUCAAGCCAUCGCCGCCCAGCAAGAUUGUGGUGAACUCGUUCCACGGCAGCAGCAUGCUGAGUACCCAGCAGCAGGAGGAGAAGAGCAGGCUGCUCACCCAGAACGGGCUGACCAAGUCGGCGGUCAGCGCCCUGGAGACGAGUCUCUACGCCUCCCUGUACGCCCAUGCGCCCCAGAACAGCCAGCAGCCGUUCCACAGCCAGCGGAUUUCGGCCGGAGAUCACAGCUCACCCUACGUGGGAGUCUCCCUGAACAAGGGAGCCGGGCACGACCACGACCGGAGGCAUGAGGACGAUCCCUGUGCAGCCAUCGACGACAUCAACAACUACGACGACUCGGACUCGGAGGAGGAGUACGUGGGCACGCCGUUCUUCCUGGAGGAGGACAACACGGAGACGCGCCAGAGCAAGCACACUCGCCUGCUGCCGGAGAAGACGCCGUCGAAGGAGUCGGUGGCCACCACGGACUCGGAGGCGUCGGUCUACUUCCGUCCGGAGGCCAUCCUCUCGCCCAGCCUCUUCCCGCACGUCCCGCCGUACCUGAACUUCACCUCGCACGCGGACAAGGGUCCUCCGAUGCCGGCAGCCCUGCAUCGAGUGCUCAAAUGGAAGCUCAGUCCCGUGAUGCCCAAGAUUGUCAAGCGAGUGGUGCUUAACUCGGGCUUUCGCAUCAUCAAGAACACCACCGACUGGAUGGCCGUGUGGGAGAAGCACAUGAAGAGCCCCGGCUUCAGGACCAUCCGAUCGCACCAGAAGUACAACCACAUACCCGGCUCGUUCCGCAUUGGACGCAAAGACACCAUGUGGCGCAGCAUCUAUAACAAUAUGAAGAAAUUCGGCAAGAAGGAGUUCGGCUUUAUGCAAAAAUCCUACAUAAUGCCUGAUGACCUGGAGAGUCUGCGCCAGGUGUGGCCCAAGAACGCCUCGAAGCUGACGAAGUGGAUUGUUAAGCCGCCGGCGAGUGCCCGGGGAACGGGCAUACGGAUCGUGAACAAGUGGAGUCAGUUCCCCAAGGACCGUCCCCUGGUGGUUCAGAAAUACAUUGAACGACCGCUGCUGAUCAACGACAACAAGUUCGAUAUGCGGCUGUACGUCGUGCUGACCUCUAUCAACCCGCUCCGCAUCUAUAUGUACAAGGAUGGCCUGGCGCGCUUCGCGUCCGUGAAGUACAGCUCGGAGCUGAGCAAUCUCGACGAGCGCUGCAUGCACCUGACCAACUACAGCAUCAACAAGUUCUCGCAGAACUACGCGAAGAACGAGGACUUCAAUGCCUGCCAGGGUCACAAGUGGACCCUCCAGUCGCUGUGGUCCUGCCUGGAGAACCGCGGCGUGAACACCAAGCGCCUGUGGGCCACCCUGCGGAACCUGGUGAUCAAGGGCAUCGUGAGCGGGGAGUCGGGAUUGAAUCGCAUGUACCGGCAGAAUGUGAACUUCCGCUACAACUGCUUCGAGCUGUUCGGCUUCGAUGUGCUCCUGGAUGAGAACCUGGUGCCCUGGCUGCUGGAGAUCAACAUAUCGCCCUCGCUGCACUCGGAGCUGCCCCUGGAUCUGCACGUGAAGGGCCCGCUCAUACAGGCCGUGCUGAAUACGGCCCUCUAUCAGGUGCCGCCGAAGCUGAACGAACGCCAGCAGACGGAGAUCCUGGAGGAGCUGAAUCUGGCUGGUCCGCUGUGCCACGACAAGCGCAUCUUCACCACCUGCCUGACGGCGGAGGAGGUGCGCAAGCACAACCAGUACACCAACCGGAGCAUCGAGUUCCGCGAGGAGUACGUGGACACCAUACUGGACAACCUGCUGCCGGACGAUGUGCGCUGCCUGAUCGUCGCCGAGGAUGAGCUGGCCCGGUGCCAGCCGCUGGAGCGGAUCUUCCCCACCUCCGGCACCCAUGUCUAUCUGCGGUACGUCGAGAAUGCCCGCUACUACAAUCGCCUGCUGGACGCCUGGGAGACGAAGUACGCCAAGAACCGGGAGAUGGGCAUUGCCCUGCUGUCGCGCUACUGCCGGGACAAGUACCAUCUGCAGGUCUCGGACGCCGCCAUGGAGAAGGAACCAAAUGUGGCACUUACCGAGAUCGAUAUGUUGCACGUGCGCAAAGAUGAGGUUCUGGACGGCGCCGCCACGAUGGCCAUGCUCAAGCCCGCCGCCGUGGACAACGGCGAGGUGGUGGUGCCGAGUCCGGACGCCUGCAUCGAGAUCAAGUCCUGAAACCACAACUGACGAUCUACGAUCCACAUCGAAAUCAGCAUCACUACUUCCGCUCCCGCUGCCACCUCCACCUCCACAUCCGUUUCCGUUUCCGUUCCCGGCUCAUUGCAACGCCCGCAUCCCGUUCGAACUCACUUUGGAAUUGUCUGCACCCAAUAAAGUUACUUAACUCCGAUCGUCCUUAUCCCUCUAACCCAGCAGAUUGCAUCCUGGUUAGUCAAGGGGCGCUCGUUCUGAGGUCCUAGAUAAAUGAUCGGAUCGUAUCUUGUGUUAUGCCAUUAUCGUUUAAGUUCUUCACCAUGGAAUAUAGAAAAAUUGAAAGUGAAUAAACAAAAGGCGCCAUUUAAUGGUGUGAUAGUUGUAAAAAA
This is a messenger RNA of Drosophila subpulchrella, 3478 nucleotides long. It is a transcript of the gene TTLL4B, whose product is annotated as tubulin polyglutamylase TTLL4. Gene Ontology annotation, molecular function: tubulin-glutamic acid ligase activity; tubulin binding. Gene Ontology annotation, biological process: protein polyglutamylation; microtubule cytoskeleton organization. NCBI's taxonomy places the organism in Eukaryota, Metazoa, Arthropoda, Insecta, Diptera, Drosophilidae. The transcript is spliced from 8 exons. The record is from RefSeq and is a predicted model, not a curated record. Bases 156 to 3110 code for a protein of 984 amino acids. Gene Ontology annotation, cellular component: cilium.